UAAAUCAUACAGUCAUUACUUAUUCGUGUAUAAUACAAUCAGUUCAAUGAGAAAUUACGUAGUUAUUACACAUACAAUUAUCCGACCGUUCUGUUUAAAUAAAUAUAAAAUGGAGAUCUUAGUGUUGGUUUUAUACUUAGUACAUAAGUUUGGUUUAGUAUCUUGUGACUUUUGUUAUAACUCCAUCUAUGGUGUUUACUCGUACUGUUCUGGAUACUGCGAUGGAUACUAUGGCUCGGAAUACUGUGUCUAUGAUUAUUAUAUCGGAUCAUUCACAGUAGCUGCAUUUGCCGGCAUCAUAGUUGGAUCGUUGAUUUUCCUUGGAAUUUUCAUUGCUGUUAUUGUUGCAAUAUGUGCUUCCUGUACAAAAUCAGCCGGACAAAGAGGACGACUUAUUCACCCUAUUUCAACAACAAGUGGUGUAUCAACUGUACAGUCCAAUGGACAUGUGGUACAACAGCAUUACAACUAUGCAACACCAACAGCUCCUCCGGUGUACACAAAUAUGGCGUACUAUUCAGCAUACCCACCACCACCACCACCACCACCACCACAACCAAUGAAUGAGCCAAUGCCGCCACCCAUUUACGCCGAAGCGAAUAGCCAAGUUCAACAACCAUAUGCAACAAUGGUGAAGGCACAUCAACAAAACAAUAGAUCAGAAGCUUGAACAAUAUGUGAAAUAAAUAUUGAACAAAGCGGAUUAUAGAAAGGGGAAAAUUGUUAAAUCUGGUUGUUAUGUUUGACAAAAAAUAUUAAAAUUGCAUAAUCAGAUGAAAAAAAUAAAAAUUCAAUUCAUUAUGA
Molecule: messenger RNA, 804 nt
Organism: Mytilus californianus (California mussel)
Lineage: Eukaryota; Metazoa; Mollusca; Bivalvia; Mytilida; Mytilidae
Product: cysteine and tyrosine-rich protein 1-like
Exons: 4
Coding region: 47-670 (207 amino acids)
Source: RefSeq, a predicted model, not a curated record